GAUGACGCAUUGGUCCAUAGCCGAUAUGUAUAUUUAUGCAGAGUUGAUAGCAUACCAACCCAACAAAACCAGAUCCCACUAACUCACCACAGAUCCAUCUUCAGGGAGCAGGACAUGGCGGGAGCAGGGCAUGAGCUGAAGCUGGUCGGCAUGUGGGCGAGCCCGUUCGUGACCAGGGUGAAGCUCGCGCUCCACCUCAAAGGCCUAAGCUACGACUACGUCGAGGAGGACCUCAGCAGCAAGAGCGAGCUCCUGCUGAGCUCCAACCCCGUGCACAAGACGGUGCCCGUCCUCAUCCACGACGGCAGGCCCGUCUGCGAGUCGUACAUCAUCGUGCAGUACAUCGACGAGGCCUUCGUCGCCGCCGGCGACGGCAGCCCGCCACUCCUCCCCGCCGACCCUUACGAGCGCGCGACGGCGCUCUUCUGGGCGGCCUACAUCGACGACAAAGUGCUCAAGCCGUGGCGGCGGGUGUUCAGCGCCAGGACGGGCGAGGAGAGGGCCGAGUGGAUGGAGCAGGCAGUGGCGGCGGUGGGCGCUCUGGAGGGUGUGCUUGCAGGGCGUAAGGAGGGCGGCUUCUUCGGCGGCGACAGCGUGGGGUACGUCGACGUGCUGCUGGGGGGCAUCGUCCCGUGGGUGCACGCGACCGCGGCCAUCUCCGGCGACGAGCUCUUCGACGCCGCCAGGACCCCGCUCCUGGCGGCCUGGAUGGAGCGGUUCGGCGAGCUCGACGCCGCCAAGGCGGUCUUUCAGGAUGUCGACAAGGUGGUCGACUAUGCCAAGAUGAUAAUGGCACUCUUUGCGGCCGGGUCUGCAGCUACAUAAUUAGCAAGUGGAGGAUCAAGCACGGCGGCGUGGCUACAGAAUAAACGAGGAACAGCCACGUGCCCACGUACACGAGAUUA
Lolium rigidum is the source of this 905-nucleotide messenger RNA. Its product is annotated as probable glutathione S-transferase GSTU6. The record is from RefSeq and is a predicted model, not a curated record. Bases 115 to 825 code for a protein of 236 amino acids. Gene Ontology annotation, cellular component: cytoplasm. Lineage: Eukaryota; Viridiplantae; Streptophyta; Magnoliopsida; Poales; Poaceae. Gene Ontology annotation, biological process: glutathione metabolic process. The transcript has a single exon. Gene Ontology annotation, molecular function: glutathione transferase activity.